AUGGCUGCGGACUCUACUUCACGUGCUUGUGUUUUCAUAGAUUCAAGCAAUCCAUCAGUUCCAGGUCAACUCAUAAAUUCUUCGACUCCAAUGAUUUAUCCUCCUUUCCCUCCUCGCAUAAAUCCACAAGAUUUAGUUUCAUCUUCUAAGAAUAAUGCUGACAAUAAAAAAAUUCCAACGAGAGCUCCAAAUGCCUUCAUAAUUUAUCGUAAGAUAUUUAUUCAAACCGCUCGUUCUCAAGGUUAUUGUUUGCCAAUGACCGUUAUCUCUUCAAUGGCUUCUCAAUCUUGGGAAAAAGAAAAUGAUAUCGUUAAAUCCGAAUAUAAGCGUCUUGCUAAAGAAGCUUUUAACCUUCGUUGUGAAAUGUUACCGAAAUCUUUUACAUCAUCUCGUCGUAGAAAGAGAGAAAAAUGGAACAUUAUUUCCUUUGACGAUGUCAAUAAUGUUAAUGGUUACGUGGGUAAAAAAAGAAAUUCGAAUAUUCAAAAAGUUAAUCCUGAGAUAUCACCUGAAAUAAAUAAUGAUAUCCCUCUGAAGGAAAGUAAUACUGCCCAAAGACCAUCAUCUAGCAGUAAAAAUCACGGGGAACGCGAUUCCUAUGCCGAGCCAAUGUCUCCAAGCAAAAUCAGUAAAAUUCAAUUAUUAUUAAAUGAGUAUAACGAUGACGAAUAG
Molecule: messenger RNA, 672 nt
Organism: Funneliformis geosporum
Lineage: Eukaryota; Fungi; Glomeromycota; Glomeromycetes; Glomerales; Glomeraceae
Source: the annotation of a GenBank genome assembly